Molecule: messenger RNA, 921 nt
Organism: Scomber scombrus (Atlantic mackerel)
Lineage: Eukaryota; Metazoa; Chordata; Actinopteri; Scombriformes; Scombridae
Gene: phox2a
Product: paired like homeobox 2A
Exons: 3
Coding region: 1-921 (306 amino acids)
Biological process (GO): regulation of transcription by RNA polymerase II
Molecular function (GO): DNA-binding transcription factor activity, RNA polymerase II-specific; RNA polymerase II transcription regulatory region sequence-specific DNA binding
Source: RefSeq, a predicted model, not a curated record
AUGGAUUACUCCUACCUGAACUCCUAUGACUCCUGCAUGGCGGCCAUGGAAGCGUCGGCCUACGCAGACUUCAGCUCCUGCAGCCAGGCCAGCUCCUUCCAGUACAACCCGAUCCGGAGCGGACCCUUCUCCAACCCGGCCUGCACCCCUCUAAGCACGGCCAGCUGCACCCUGGGAGCGCUGCGCGAGCACCAGCCCACCCCUUACUCCUCAGUCCCAUACAAAUUCUUCUCGGACCCCUCUGGCCUGAACGAGAAGAGGAAGCAGCGGCGCAUCCGGACCACCUUCACCAGCUCCCAGCUGAAGGAGCUGGAGCGGGUCUUCGCGGAGACACAUUACCCAGACAUCUACACCCGAGAGGAGCUGGCACUGAAAAUAGAUCUGACGGAGGCCCGAGUACAGGUGAGAGGAACAGGGUUCAUUUAUGUGUGGUUUCAGAACAGGCGCGCCAAGUUUCGUAAGCAGGAGCGUGCAGCCAACGCCAAAGCCAACAAUUCUGGUGGCACAGCGGGAAGCACCAGCAGCUCCAGUUCCGGAGGCAAGAAGGGCGGAGAGCAGAGAUCUUCAUCGGAUGACGACGAGUCCAAAGAAUCCACCUGCAGCCCCACACCUGACAGCACGGCCUCCCUGCCGGGCUCGGCCAACGGGAACUUGGGCAGCCCUGCCAGCCUGAGCCCCAGCCCUGCUCCGACCAACAGCGGCUACGUCAACACCUCCAGCUCUCCGGUUCUGCAGGGGCUGAAGCCACCCAGCUGGUCCAGUCUGGGGCCGUCCAACCCGGCCGUGGCCCAGCCUGCCGCCCAGACUCAGGAGAUUCUGAAGGCCUGGCAGCCGGCGGACAGUAUGACCGGGCCCUUUGCCGGAGUCCUGUCCUCCUUCCACAGAAAACCCAACCCCGGCAUCAAGACGAACCUGUUCUGA